CGUGUUGACGUCCGACCUAAUGGCUGAAAUAGACAUUGGGAAGCAUUGUCAGAUCGGUUCCUGCUCUCAGAUAGAUUUCCUCCCAUUUGUCUGUGAGCUCUGCAGAGGUGUUUUCUGUCUUGAGCACAGAAGCAGAGAGGCUCAUUCAUGUGCAAAGGAGCCAGUGAAAAGGGUAGCCCAGACUGGGGGUGGCAGCACAAGUUACCCUUGCUCAUUUCAAGACUGCAAAGGGAAAGAACUGUUGCCGGUAAUAUGUCCGCAGUGUGACAAACAUUUCUGUUUGGCCCAUCGUCAUCAAGAUGGUCACAAGUGUGAGAAGUUGGCGGUCCAAAGGCCUCGAAUGGCCGCCACCAAAGAGCUGGUGCAAAAGAUUGUUGAGUCAAAAGACAUAUCUAAAAGUAAAGGACGCAGAGGAGCAAAGAACAGUGCAACUGCAGCCAAGGUAGCAUUGAUGAAACUGAAGCUGCAUGCUGCAGGAGACAAGGGGCUGCCACAGGCAGAGAGAACCUAUCUUCAAGUUUAUCUUCCUAAAGAAUCCAAAGAAUCCAGUCAACCCAUGUUCUUCUGUUCAAAAUGGAGUGUGGGGAAAGUGGUGGAUUAUGCAGCCUCUUUAGCUAGCCUUAAAAACAACAAUAACGUACUGACAGCUAAGAAGCUGCGGUUAUGUCAUCCUCAGACGGGUGAGGCUUUCCAGAUGGACGACACCCUGCUCUCGCUGCUGGCUCACCAAAUAGCACCCCUGUACAAUGGGGGUAAUGUGGUUAUAGAGUACCUGGACAACGAGUGCACAGGCCUGGAAACCGUGUCUGACUAUAUCACUCAAACAUAAGUGAAUUAUUGUUUUUUCACUGAAACGAAUUAUAGCUAAUGUUUGCAGAUGUCUGUAUACAUUUUGUAUUUCUAUCAAUAAAAUGUUAUUGAAAGACCAA
Molecule: messenger RNA, 929 nt
Organism: Pseudoliparis swirei
Lineage: Eukaryota; Metazoa; Chordata; Actinopteri; Perciformes; Liparidae
Gene: zfand1
Product: zinc finger, AN1-type domain 1
Exons: 8
Coding region: 20-829 (269 amino acids)
Biological process (GO): cytoplasmic stress granule disassembly
Cellular component (GO): cytoplasmic stress granule; cytoplasm
Molecular function (GO): zinc ion binding
Source: RefSeq, a predicted model, not a curated record